CUAACGAGUAACGACAAGUAAAUUUAACAUACAGUUUGUCAAAAGAAGGAAGUAAGCAUGAUAUUUAUGGACAGGUCAAACGUCAAAGAAUAAUAAUCUGGGCUAAGCAAUCUUGAAACCCAACCAUCUUCAAGCCCACAAAAUUACUUCCAAAGCCCUAACUUUGCUCCCGAAUAAUCCACAUCUAUAAAAGUAUAAAUCAUCGUCUCGUAUGAGAUCUAGGGUUUUAUUUUUUCUUAUCAGUGCAGGCGGUCGGUAAGUUUCUGCUCAAGGAAAAUGGUGAAGGGUCGUCAAGGGGAAAGAGUCAGACUCUACACCAGAGGAACGAUUCUGGGCUACAAGAGGUCGAAGUCGAACCAGUACCCAAAUACAUCUUUGGUUCAAAUUGAAGGAGUUAACACGAAAGAGGAGGUAGGAUGGUAUCAAGGGAAACGGAUGGCGUACGUCUACAAGGCAAAGGUGAAGAAGAACGGAUCACAUUACAGUUCACGUCUAAUCUUCCUCCCAAAUCCAUGGGAUCUAGGGUUAGAGUGUUCAUGUACCCAAGCAAUAUCUAAGGUUUAAUCAACAUUGGUAUGGAGGAUGUUGCUGCUUUUAUUUUCAUUGUUCUUGUAGUUUUUUGACGAUUUGUGAUGGAAGUUUUUUAUUUUUUAUAUGGAACAUGUCUAGAGCAUUACAAUGUCUUCUACCUCCUCUUUAAGAUUGCAAGACUACAUGUUCAAAUGAAUUUCUUCAUCAUAUAAUAUGCAUGUAAUGAUCAGUUCUAAUGGGAUCUAGUUUUGGACUAAGGUAAAAUUGCUCAAAUCAAGUUGAAGAAUAAUGGUUUUCACUUUACAAGAUCCUACCAAAUUGAAAUAUACAUGUUCAAAUGA
This is a messenger RNA of Lactuca saligna, 872 nucleotides long. The record is from the annotation of a GenBank genome assembly. Lineage: Eukaryota; Viridiplantae; Streptophyta; Magnoliopsida; Asterales; Asteraceae.